AGACACACACAACCUUAAAAAAUGGAAGAAACAAUAGUAAUGUUUCCAGCAGCAGGCAUAGGGCACAUCGUAGGCAUGGUUGAACUUGCCAAGCUCAUCCAACCGCCCCGUUUCUCCAUCACAGUCCUCCUCACCACCGGCUUCUACGACCACCCCUCCAUCGACGACUACAUCCGCCGAAUCUCCGCCCUCCACUCCUCCAUCUCCUUCCUCCGCCUCCCUCCCACCACCCCCGCCACCUUUACAACCGCUGUUAGCUUCGGCGCCAAAGGCUUCAGCUUCCUCAAAAGAAACGCCCCCCACGUAGCCACCACCCUCACUCAAAUCUCCAAAACCGCCAUCGUCAAAGCCUUUGUAAUCGACCUCUUCUGCGCCCCCACCAUGGAAUCAGCCUCUUCAAUGGGAAUCCCAGUGUACUUCUUCUUCACUUCCGGCGCCGCAAUUCUCGCUCUAUAUUCCUACUUUCCGAAACUCCACCAAGAGUGCAGCGUGUCGUUUAAGGAUAUGGUCGGGGUGGAACUGCGAGUGCCGGGAAACGCGCCGCUGAAGGCGGUGGAACUGCCGCAACCCAUCUUGGACAGGGACGACCUUGCGUACUGGGACAUGCUGGACUUUUGCACGCUCCUACCGAAGGCGCGUGGGAUUAUAGUUAACUCGUUUGAAGAGCUUGAGCCUGCGGCAGUUAACGCCGUCGCGCAGGGCUCGUGUUUCCCAGACGCAACCCAUGCGCCUCGUCUUUACUACAUCGGACCACUCAUCGCGGAGCCCCAACAAUCAGAUGCAGAAGGAAGUGAUAGCAAGGAAUGUCUGCAAUGGCUGGAGGAACAACCGAGCAGAAGCGUGGUGUUUCUGUGUUUUGGAAGCAGAGGAUCGUUCUCGGUGUCACAGUUGAAAGAGAUAGCGAAAGGGUUAGAGAAGAGUGGGAAGAGAUUCUUAUGGGUAGUGAAGAGGCCAUUAGAAGAGGAGGGAGCAAAGCAUGAUGAGGACGCAGCAAAACGGGGAGAUCAGUUCGACUUGAAUCCAGUGUUGCCAGACGGGUUUCUGGAGAGGACCAAGGAUCGAGGCAUGGUGGUCAAGGCCUGGGCACCGCAAGUGGAGGUGCUGAGUCGUGAAUCGGUGGGGGGGUUUGUGAGUCACUGCGGGUGGAACUCGGUGUUGGAAGGGGUGGUGGCGGGGGUGCCGAUGGUUGCAUGGCCACUGUACGCAGAGCAGCACGUGAACAGGGAGGUGAUGGUGGGAGAGAUGAAGGUGGCUGUUGGCGUGAAUCAGAGGGUAGAAGAUGGGUUUGUGAGUGCAGAGGAAGUAGAGAAGAGAGUGAGGGAAGUGAUGGAGACAAAAGAGAUCAGAGAGAGAAGCUUCAAGCUCAAACAAAUGGCUAUGGCUGCUGUUGCACAAUUUGGAUCUUCCACGACGGCACUUGCAAACUUACUCCAUUCGUGGAUUUCAUUCACUUCAUAGUAGUGUUGUAGACUAUGAAGAAGAUGAUGGGUGUGGAAAGAAUGUGCCUAAGAAAAUGCUAGAUUAUGUGUUUUUAACUCUUUGAAUAACUAGCUUUUGUUCUUUUAAUAAAACAUAUUUAUAAUUAAAA
Vigna angularis (adzuki bean) is the source of this 1588-nucleotide messenger RNA. Its product is annotated as UDP-glycosyltransferase 88F5. NCBI's taxonomy places the organism in Eukaryota, Viridiplantae, Streptophyta, Magnoliopsida, Fabales, Fabaceae. The record is from RefSeq and is a predicted model, not a curated record. The coding region runs from base 22 to 1458 and encodes 478 amino acids. Gene Ontology annotation, molecular function: UDP-glycosyltransferase activity. The transcript has 2 exons.